Camellia sinensis is the source of this 2062-nucleotide messenger RNA. The record is from RefSeq and is a predicted model, not a curated record. Lineage: Eukaryota; Viridiplantae; Streptophyta; Magnoliopsida; Ericales; Theaceae.
CGUGUGACUUCAACUUUUAACUCGGUGACGUAAUCAUCGGUCACCCACACAAACAGUACCCCGCGUGUAUCUUUAAUGUUUCCCCGCAAGUUACACUACACUGUAAGCGCAACUUAGAACAGUCCGGCGCACACAAUCCCGCGAGCUCUAAACCGCCUUUUUUCUUCAGGUUUCGAAAUCCAUGCCCACCAAAAUCGAACCUCUCAUUCCUCUCUGUUUUGUCUUCGAAGAUCGAUCAAAACCCUAACCCUAGGCGAAAAUUAUCGUCGUCUUCAGAUAUGAAAUGAUUGAAGAAUUAUUAUGAUUUGGGGUCAGUAUGAGGGACAUCAAGCAUUUGCCUGAGGCUGUUCGCAGCUCGGUUCGUUCUGGCAUUGUCUUGUUCAACUUGACCAGAGUCGUGGAAGAGCUGAUUUUCAACAGUCUUGAUGCUCGUGCAACCAAGGUAUCUGUUGCAGUUGGUGUUGGGACCCACUACAUUAAAGUAGUGGACAAUGGAUGUGGUAUUACUUGGGAUGGGUUGGUAUUGUUGGGAGAAAGAUACGCAACGUCAAAAGUUGAUCAGCUAGCUAAUAUUAAUGCUAUUAGUGGAAGCUUUGGCUAUCGAGGAGAAGCAUUGAGCUCCAUUUCUGAUGUUUCAUUGUUAGAAGUCAUUACAAAAGCUCAUGGGAGGCCAAAUGGAUAUCGUGAAGUCAUGAAGGGAUGCAAAUGGUUGUAUCUUGGAAUUGAUGAUGGUAGGCAAGAUGUAGGCACAACAGUCAUUGUUCGGGAUUUAUUUUACAACCAACCAGUUCGGAGGAAGCAUAUCCAAUCUAGCCCGAAGAAGGUCUUGCACUCAGUCAAAAAAUGUGUUCUUAGAAUUGCCAUUGUUCAUCCAAAAGUAUUCUUCAAAGUUGUUGAUAUUGAGAGUGAGGAUGAGUUCUGCACGACUCCUUCCUCAUCUCCUUUGUCACUGUUGACGAGUGGUUUUGGAAUUGAGAUUUUCAGCUCUCUACAUGAAUUAAAUGUCUCUGAUGGUGUAUUAAAGCUUUCUGGAUAUAUGUCUAGUCCUCGUGAUACUUCAUUUGUGAAGGCCUGUCAAUUUGUCUACAUCAACUCUCUUUAUAUCUGCAAGGGCCCAAUUCAUAAACUGCUGAAUGAGUUGGUCACUAGGUUCAACUCUUCGGAUCUGCAGGAGGCUAACAUGAAGUUACAAAAUGGGAAGCGAAGUAGGUCUCAAACAUAUGAAACAUACAUUUUGAAUUUAAGUUGCCCAAGAUCUUGGUAUGAUAUAACAUUUGAACCAUCAAAGACUUCUGUUGAAUUCAAGGUAACAUUUAGUUGCCCAAGAUCUUGGUAUGAUAUAACUUUUGAACCAUCAAAGACUUCUGUUGAAUUCAAGGAUUGGUCUCCCAUUAUUAAUUGUAUUGAAAAGGCCAUCACACACUUGUGGACUGAAAAAUUUUCUUACGGAAAUUCCUCUAGCCGUGGUACUGUUAUGUCAGAAGAAGACAAUACCUGGAGGGAAGGUGAUGAUGUUUCAUCACCAGAAAAAGAUUUGCCAGAAAAAUAUGAAAUUGCAAAAAGGAGGUGCAGGAUAUACAAUCACCAUGCUUCUUUUGGCCUUCUCUCCCCCCAGUUGGAGAUGCCAACUAAAGAAAGUGACCAUAUGUUUCACUGGAAAGACAAUAGAUUUUCUUGUCAAGAUGCUUCAGAACACCAGAUCAGGUUGGGAUCUUUGUAUCAAACUGACUACUCAUUCCAAUUGUGUGAUGGAUUGCUUGCCCCAUCCAGAGUAACUGUAAACCAAAAGAGUGCUAGCUAUCUGCAGGCAACUGACCAUAAUGUUUUCUCUUCUGAAGACCAUUUCUUGGGGAAUAAGUUCUUUGGGGAAAAAAGAUCCAGUGAGCACACAGACUAUAUUUUGGGUUCUAGAUUAGAGGAUAUACAUUUCAAUGUGGAUGCCAGCAUAAGUAAUGGAUUUAAUGGGAGUGCAUUAUCUCCUGAUUGUUUUGAAAUAGGUGAUGAUGUGGACAAGAUCAGCGAGGAUCUAAAGCCCUUUCUGCAUAAUUGCUCCUGUAGGUGA